GACGACAACAGCACUUCGACACAUCCUGAAGAUUUUCAACGUAUUUCGUGAAGUCUUGUACCCAUUCAGCAGAAUCAUUCCACGUCAUUUCAUUUCGCCAUGAAGUUCUUCGAUGAGACAACAAUAUACACAUAAGGCAUAUAGUGCUUGUUGACAAAAGAAGCUAAGUUGUGAUGGCCAGCCACGAUAAGGACAGUGGACAUCUGGUCUUGGCCACUUCCAGACGAAAGUCUGAAGACAACAUGGCCACUUCCAGUGGGCAACCUGGAGGUCUGGUGGCCCCAUCCAGUGAACAGCCUGAAGGUUGGUUGGCCCCAUCCAGUAAGCAGCCUGAAGGUCGGGUGGCCCUUUCCAGUGGGCAGCCUGAAGUUCGGGUGGCCCCUUCUAGUGGGCGGCCUGAAGGUCGGGUGGCCCCAUCCAGUGGGCGGCCUGAAGGUCGGGUGGCCCCAUCCAGUGGGCAGCCUGAAGGUCACAAGGGCACAUCAAGAUUGAGAGGUGACUUGCCUGUUUCUGAAGUUGACAUAUCCAGUUCAGAUGAGGAAUACCUUACUGCAGAGGAUGACUCUGGUAGCAGCAGAGUCAGUUCAGACGAGGAACAUGAAGGUCGCUUGGUACUCGCAGGUUCAGCUGAGCAUGAGGAGGUUCUUGAGCUGGAGAACCAAGCAAUCACUCUGAGUACAGGUGAAAAGCGUUCAGGGAAUGCCCAAGUUGCCAACACUCUCAACAUCAUCACUGGAGGGGCAGGACAAGGAACACUGGGGAGAGAUACCCUUGAUUUGCGCACAGAUGAAGCAAGGAAGAUUUUUGCUCCAACUGAAGCCUACAGAAAAGUGAAACAGAAGUUGAAGGAAUUUGGUCAUGUGACUAUCUGUGGUGCUUCAGGAGAAGGCAAGACAACAAUGGCUCUGAUGCUGGGUUCACAGUAUAGACAAAGGAGUCACGAGAAGUUGUACAAAUUGAACCUGACCACGUUAGACAGUGGAGAUGAAGACAAGGAAAUGGACAGGAUGGUCAAAACUGUUCAAGACCUGAUGCCAAAUGCUACACGUUCAGGCAUGUACAAAGCCGCUAAAAGUUUGAGAGAGUACAAGGUGAAAAAGUUGAAGAAACAACAGUUGAUGACCAUCUCCAUCUGA
Molecule: messenger RNA, 1136 nt
Organism: Haliotis rubra (blacklip abalone)
Lineage: Eukaryota; Metazoa; Mollusca; Gastropoda; Lepetellida; Haliotidae
Exons: 7
Coding region: 174-1136 (320 amino acids)
Source: RefSeq, a predicted model, not a curated record